Molecule: messenger RNA, 2211 nt
Organism: Aedes albopictus (Asian tiger mosquito)
Lineage: Eukaryota; Metazoa; Arthropoda; Insecta; Diptera; Culicidae
Exons: 1
Coding region: 1-2211 (736 amino acids)
Biological process (GO): DNA integration
Molecular function (GO): nucleic acid binding
Source: RefSeq, a predicted model, not a curated record
AUGUUUCUCAAGAUCCUGCUGCAAGAAAUCUGGCGAAGUGGCAUCCAGUGGGACGACCGAAUCGACGACAACGCCUUCACCAAGUGGCGUAGUUGGCUGCAGGUCCUGCCCCAAGUCGAGCAUGUCCAAAUACAACGAUGCUUCCGCUCCCACUUGAAUCCUGCAUACGACGACGUGCAACUACACACCUUCGUUGAUGCGAGCGAAAACGGCAUGGCUGCUGCAUGCUUCCUGAGAUUCGUCCGGAAUGAAGUCGUCUGGUGCUGUCUAGUAGCCGCCAAAACAAGAGUAGCUCCCUUACGAUAUCACUCGAUUCCGAGACUCGAGCUCAUGGCAGCGGUUAUUGGUACAAGACUAUCCCAAACAGUUAUUGAUUCCUUGACCUUCAACGUCAGCAAGCGGUUCUACCACUCGGAUUCCAGGGACGUCAUCUGCUGGCUGUAUUCGGACCACCGUCGCUAUACACCUUUCGUUGCCUGCCGAGUCAGCGAGAUCCUGGAGACUACAGAGCAGCAUCAAUGGCGCUGGAUCCCGACAAAGCUCAAUGUGGCAGACAACGCAACGAAAUGGGAGAAAUUUCCAGACAUGACUCCAGAGUCGAGGUGGUUCAUCGGCCCGGACUUUCUGCGGCUGCCAGAAGAAGCGUGGCCAUGCCAAUCAGUGAAGGGUAGCAAGACAGAUACCGAACUUCGUCCACGUCUGCUGACUCACUUUACCUUGCCGGACCCCGCAAUCAACGUCUCCAGCUGGAAGCGGAUGCUAAAGGUAGCCACACUAGUUCAUCGUUUCCCUGCAAACUGCCGAUUAAAGAAGCAACGGAAACCUAUCCUUCGUGGUCCUCCAUCCACAGAGGAACUCCAGCUUGCUGAGCGCUACGUAAUCAGACAAGCACAACGCGAAGCCUACCCGGAGGAAACAGCUCUUCAGCACCCGUCAAAAUCCAUCCCCAAGACUAGCUCUCUCUACAAACUAACCCCAUGGCUGGACGACCACGGGUUGAUGCGGAUGCGAGGAAGAAUUUCUGCCUGUGCCCAAGCCAUCGAAGACUCCAAAAAUCCGAUCAUCCUUCCACGUGACCACCACACCACCAAACUCAUAAUCGCACAUUACCACAACAAAUAUAAGCACCAGAACCAUGAAACCGCAAUAAAUGAACUCCGCCAGAGGUAUUGCAUUCCUCGGCUUCGAGCAACCUACGCGAAGGUACGCUACAAUUGCCAACACUGCAAAAACAAUCGUGCUGUUCCGCAGCCUCCAAUGAUGGCCGAACUGCCCCCAGAACGACUUGAUGCCUUCGCUCGACCCUUCACCAAUAUUGGCGUCGACUACUUCGGGCCAAUGGAAGUCGUCGUGGGCCGCCGAGUAGAAAAACGAUGGGGAAUGUUGAUCACAUGCCUAACCACACGCGCGAUCCACAUCGAAGUGGUGCAUACGUUAAGUACCGACUCAUGCAUCAUGGGACUCCGCAACUUUGUAGCACGUCGUGGUACACCGAAGACGAUCUACAGCGAUCGCGGGACCUGCUUCAUAGGUGCGAGCCGUGAACUACAGAACGUGGCAGUUGUUAUCGACCAGGACGAGGUGAUGAAGGAGUUUGGCGGAACCGAAACGACCUGGAAGUUCAAUCCACCAGCGGCGCCACACAUGGGGGGCAGCUGGGAACGCCUCAUAGGUGUUGUAAAGCGGAACCUUAUGGCAAUCCGUCCACCGCAUAAGCCUAACGACGAAGUGCUUCGAAACCUUCUGGCCGAAAUUGAAAACACCGUCAACUCCCGGCCCCUAACCCAUGUACCGGUCGAUGAUGAAGCAGCGCCCGCACUUACUCCAAACCACUUCCUCCUAGGAUCAUCCGAUGGUACAAAACCACUAUGUACCAUAGACGACAGUGGAGCGGUCCUACGGCGGACCUGGAAGCUUUCUCAACAACUAGCCAAUCAAUUCCGGAAGCGUUGGUUGACCGAAUACUUGCCAGAAAUCACUCGUAGAACGAAGUGGUUCACCGACACGAAGCCAAUAACGAUGGGGGACGUAGUAGUCAUCGUUGAUCCGAAGCUGCCCCGCAACUGCUGGCCUAAAGGCAAAAUCAUUGCUACCAGCGUCAGCCCCAAGGACAACCGGAUCAGGUCGGCAAUCGUGCAGACUGCGACUGGAGUGUUCGAGCGACCCACAGCUAAGCUGGCCGUAUUAGAUGUACGGCGCGACGAAUUGUAA